This is a messenger RNA of Manduca sexta (tobacco hornworm), 385 nucleotides long. Its product is annotated as waprin-Lio1-like. Gene Ontology annotation, cellular component: extracellular region. NCBI's taxonomy places the organism in Eukaryota, Metazoa, Arthropoda, Insecta, Lepidoptera, Sphingidae. Gene Ontology annotation, molecular function: peptidase inhibitor activity. The record is from RefSeq and is a predicted model, not a curated record. The transcript is spliced from 3 exons. Bases 42 to 275 code for a protein of 77 amino acids.
UUUUCUUCUGUAAAGUCGAACGAGACUCAUCAGUUACAAACAUGUCUCGUUUCUUUGUCUUCUUCUUCCUCGCUUCAUUCCUCGUUGCGCUGUCAGCAUCCAUGCCUAGCGAUGACGGUCAAGGUAGCAGAGUGAAAGCUGGCGAAUGCCCCUCUGAUGUUGGUAUCAUAUCAACUUGCACGAACACAUGCAAAUUCGACUACAACUGCCCUGACUCUUCUAAAUGCUGCCGCUGGGGCUGUGCGUGGCAUUGUGUCCCUGCUGUCAACAACUAAUUUAACCCUGGUCUAGAUUGUAUCGACAAAUCUAAUUAGAUAUUUCUUGUUAUUCGGUUUCAGAAUAUUGUGAUAUUGAUAUUCAUUAAAAUAAAAUUAAUUGUUAGUAA